Heteronotia binoei (common prickly gecko) is the source of this 1278-nucleotide messenger RNA. Its product is annotated as growth hormone-releasing hormone receptor-like. The transcript is spliced from 12 exons. Gene Ontology annotation, molecular function: peptide hormone binding; growth factor binding; G protein-coupled peptide receptor activity. The record is from RefSeq and is a predicted model, not a curated record. The coding region runs from base 1 to 1278 and encodes 425 amino acids. Gene Ontology annotation, cellular component: plasma membrane. Gene Ontology annotation, biological process: positive regulation of cell population proliferation; cell surface receptor signaling pathway; adenylate cyclase-activating G protein-coupled receptor signaling pathway. Lineage: Eukaryota; Metazoa; Chordata; Lepidosauria; Squamata; Gekkonidae.
AUGAACUCCAGAAGCCUCCUGGUCUUCAUCUUGUUGAGCCUCACAUCGCAGGCGCUUGGGACCAGACACAUCCAGCCAGAGUGUGACCCCAUCACAGAGUGGAAGAGGAAUGAAAGCGACUGCCUCAGAGAGAUCCAGCAGCAAAGGAAUGAAACAGCAGGUUGCAAGAGAAUAUGGGACCAAUUUCUUUGCUGGCCGGAUGCAAACCCAGGACAGACCCUCACCUUUGACUGCCCAGGAGUCAUUGUUCACUACACGAAGCAGAGAGGCUGGGUGAAAAGAAGUUGCACAGAGCAAGGCUGGACCGACCCAUUUCCGCCAUAUUCUGUCGCCUGCCCGAUAGAAGAGGAGCUAAUUCGUGACGGAGAGAUUGACGUUGAGCAGUUCUACAUGGCAACGGUGAAAACCAUCUACACCAUCGGCUACAGCAUCUCCACCGCCUCUCUCACCAUCGCUGUCAUGGUCCUCGUCGCGUUCAGGAGGCUCCGCUGCCCCAGGAAUUAUAUCCACAUCCAUCUGUUCCUCACCUUCAUCCUGAAAGCCAUGGCGAUUUUCGUCAAAGACUUGGUGGUUUUCCAGACGGAAGGCACAGACUACUGCAGCUUCUCCACGACUCAAUGCAAGAUCUCCGUGGUCUUCUCUCACUAUUUCAUGAUGACCAAUUUCAUCUGGCUUCUAGUGGAAGCUCUUUACUUAAACUGCCUACUGAUCUCAUCCUUUCUCCAUGGAAGACGAUAUUUCUGGUGGCUCGUUCUCUUCGGCUGGGGUGUGCCAACAUUUUUUACUACCGUCUGGAUCUUGGUCAAGGUGCAUUUUGAAGACACUGCGUGCUGGGACAUAACUGAAGGCUCUCCGUACUGGUGGCUGAUCAAAGGCCCAAUCAUCUUUUCUGUUGCGGUCAACUUUGUUCUUUUUAUCAACAUCAUCAGAAUCCUGCUGAAAAAAUUAGAUCCGAAACAAAUCAACUUCAACAACUCUUCUCAAUACAGGCGUCUCUCCAAAUCCACCCUCCUUCUCAUCCCUCUCUUUGGAACGCAUUACAUCAUCUUCAACUUCCUCCCGGAAGGAGAGCACACCCACAUGGGAAUCCGUUUCUACUUGGAGCUCUGCAUUGGAUCGUUCCAGUCACAACAGUGGGUCUUUCUCUCUCCAGGUGCAAGCAGAAAUUUGCCGGAAGUGGCACGGCAACAGUUAUGGGUUGAUGCCCAUCUGGAGGAAGAGGACAAGAUGGACCAUGCCGUCAAGUUCCGGGAUCAAAAUGUCAACUUCCGUGUGUGA